AUGAGAGGUGUCAUGGCUGGCAAGGCUGAGGCCAGGAGGAAUUUUUGUAAGGUCCGCGAGGAAGAUAAAUUGGAUGGUGCCCUCGCCGUGUUCAGCAAACGAAUCGACCACCAUCAGCAAAGAGCCUUGACUAAGGAGCUCGACCUCCCUCCUCCCCGUCCUGGGAUCUUCAAUACCUCCUUGCGUUCUUCCGGUCAACUUGCAGAGGCCACUUCCCCCACCGCCAACAUGGCUCCGUACAUACAGGAGCCGGACAUGCUGUCCAGCUCUGGGUACUGGGUUGUAGAUAGGAGGAUUAUGAUUGCAAUACCCGAUUCCAGCGACCACGUGGAUCCACAAAGGCUUGCUAUUGAAUCACCGAAGCAUGUCAUCAAACACUCGCUGAUGGAGGCAAAUCCACCGCUUGAUACAAUCCAUGACCUAUCAUUUGGGGUGGAACUAAAGUUCUUGCUCCCUCUCCUUGUCCAGGGUGAAGAAGAUCCGCAACCUGAAGACCACAGAGAGGUCAGCAUGACACAGCUGAAAGACAGCGAAGCCACUCGGCGGGAACAGAUUUAUGAAUCCAUCGCCAAAUCGAUAAGCCAAGCGGGGGAGAAGUCGACAACCAUCUCUCGAAUCACAAAAGAUGCAAGCCAUGAGCGAGCAUUCUGGAAGUCGCACUGGAUCGUGAAGAAAGCCAACUCGGCCGAACCCACACCAGAGCAAGCCAAUCUAGAGGGCUAUGUGUGGCUGUCUGUCGAAGUAAGCUCGCCAUCACUGCCAGCCAAAGAUGCCGAGACCAAGCAUCGGAUCGAGGCAGUAUUGCGCUCGCUCUUUUCGGGCCACCGUCUGGUCGCAAACUACACUUGCGAAGUGCACGUCCACAUCGGACGCACAGACGGACAGCCUUUCAGUCUGGCCACUUUAAAAAGACUAGGGACGCUGCUGUGGAUGGGCGAAGAGCAGAUCCGGAGUAUCAGAAAUCCAAGGUCGCCCAACUAUCACAAUGUGUAUACGUGGGGAUUCGAGACACGAAAGUACAGUCGCCUGGCUUCGAGGGCUCAAGAACUCGUACUCCGAGAGCAUGGGUCGGCGACUUGCCAAGACGGGGUGCUGGUCGAAGAUUGGCAGGUGGCCGACGUGCUCAAAACCCAUCCGGAAAUGCAGGCCAAGGACCGAAAGGCCAUCGAGGAGCUGUGGAAAGCAGAAUCGCAUAUGGAGCUGGGACGGUUGUUGUCGGGAGAAAAGAAGCCCUAUCGACGACUCGGUUUCAACUUUAGCGCCUUCGGUUUGGAGGACGAACGGGCGCGAAACAACCCUCGGACCAUGGAGUUCCGCAUGAUGGAAGGAACAACCAACAUCAAUUACAUACUGGGCUGGCUGUCCAUCUGCAGUGCCUUGGCUGAGGUGGCGGUCUUGAGGUCGGACGGUCGGUACCUCAUGGUGUUGGAUCGGUUGAUAGGACACCGACACGCCCGGUCACGGUCAGUUGGAGCUCGGCGAGAGACCGAUUCGGAGACGCAGGGGCAGAGAUGCGGUCGAGAGUUUCGAGAGAUGAUGGAUGACCUGGGUGUUCCACGAGACCUCUAUCGAGAUCUAGAAGCGAAGGUGACACUAGAUAACGAAGUAUGA
Molecule: messenger RNA, 1611 nt
Organism: Neurospora tetrasperma FGSC 2508
Lineage: Eukaryota; Fungi; Ascomycota; Sordariomycetes; Sordariales; Sordariaceae
Exons: 3
Coding region: 1-1611 (536 amino acids)
Source: RefSeq, a predicted model, not a curated record